CGGCUUUUCAUAGAAUUGUACUGCAGCAGAUGCAGUCCUUUAACUGGCUGACUGUUAGGUCUGUCAGGCCACAGCGCUACAACGUGUAGCACUGCGUCAUGAGCAACACGAGUGUCUCAAUCAGUAUGGUGUCCUCCUCUUCUGACUCAGCCAGGCAUAUAUGCAGAGUCAGUGUCUCAAGCAGCCAGGAAGUGGUAGCACUCGCGAGGCUGGACUGGCCUCCACAACAGGUGAAGCCAGCGGACAUCCAGAGGCUGCAAGAACUCUCCAGCCCUGUUGCAGCCAGGCACUAGUCGACAAACAUAGAAGAGCUUCACAUGUAAAUCGCAUCAAAGGAUUAUUUCUAGAAGAUCACAUAUUUCGGCUAUCACUUCUAUUGGCACCUAAAAUGGUUACCCAAGCUAUCAUGGAGGGGGGACUUUCAAAUUCAGCAAAUGCUGCGGGUGAUAGCGAACAGUCUGAGCUUCUAGCACUCGCGGUCAACUGCCGGGAUGAGGAUUGCCUCAGGAGUCCCGAUUCCGUGGUCAGCAUCCUGCCCACAGACGCCAUCGAAAGCAAGCUCUUGGCAGGCACAGUCAACGAGACUUACGACGGGAGCAUCAAGGACGGGUCCGUAGACCUGAACGAUGACAAAGAUCACAGUGACAUCAUGCUCACUCUAGACGGCGAUCCGAGCAAGAAGGAAGAAUCGCCUGCUGUCGAGUCUCUCCAGGCUCUGAUUUUCCAAGUGUUCAUCCCGUUUCUCAUCGCAGGCUGUGGGACGGUCGCUGCUGGAAUCGUCCUCGACAUCGUGCAGCGCUGGUGGCUGUGUUCUUGAUUUAGCUAUUGCAAAAUUUAAAGGGAUUGCUGUUUUUCAACCUGUUAUUAAUGGUGUUGGUGGAAAUCUAGUUGCAGUGCAAUCUAGUCGAAUUUCAACCUAUUUGCACCAAAGAUCUGAAAUGGGCUCCCUCCCAUUAUCUGACCCAAAAGUGUGUGUCGGUCCUUUCACAGUUUUCUUUGGAAAAGGUGCUCAUAGUCGCUCAGCUCGAGUCCUCCUCUUGAUGGCCCUGCCAGGGCAUCUGAUUUUUGCUUAUUUGAUUAGGCUGUUGAAGGGUGGGAAUACUACAAUGACGCCAAUUUUCCUGGUGGUUUACUUGUCUGCUGCAUUAAUUCAGGUUUUUCUACUGAUCUACAUUGCAUAUUGCAUGAUCCAGUGGAUGUGGCGUCGCAAAAUUGAUCCAGACAACUCUUCGAUUCCAUAUCUGACCGCUCUCGGUGAUCUUCUGGGAACUUCCUUGCUUGCGCUGGCAUUCCUUUUCCUCUUCUACAUAGGAGACCACGAUCCGGACGUAGGGGAUUGAUCCACUUCACUGCAAUAAAGUAUACACAAAGCGUCCACUUGAAGUAUUCAUCUGUAAUAUUAACAUUAAUAUUUAACUAACAUUGCAAUCGAUGAGAACGUUUUGUCAUUAUGUUUUUAAAUCGAAAAUGGUGGUGUUUAUAUGGAAAAAUGUCGAUUCAUUAUAUUGUUUCGAAAUUCAUCAAUAUAUAUAUAUGUAGAGUGGUUUGUAAAAAAAAAAUUUGUAUAUAAAGGAAAAUUUUGUAAUUUCGCUUAAGUAUUUAACUGCUGAAAGCAUACAUUAGGUGCAAAUUUGGAAACCCUUGUUGAAUCUCCAUGGGUAUUAGACUUCUGGUCAGUAAUUUUUAUCCCAUCUUAAGGGGAAGGGGGACUAUUGCAAUAGUUCGAGUUUAAAAAAAAUAUCUUUGAAUAUAUUGUAUCUUCGGCAAACUAAAUUUUUUUCUUCAAAAAAGUUAAUAUCAACUGUGUGGCUAGUCUGGAAACUGAGUAGUUUAGUUUUUUUGACAAGAGUGAUCUAUCCAGUUUCACUCAGGAUGAAAAAUGUAAAAAAAAAAGUUUCUAAAUUUUGAUCAUGAAUAAGAAAAAAUUCAACAUAUCAUUGAAGCUGUGUUCAAAAGUUGCUUCUUUCAGCAAUACCUUCAGCAAUGAAUCAUUUUAAUUUAGUAAAAUGCAUUUUUUGCUUAGUUAUAUGGGAUGUUUCGAGAAUUCUGAAAGAAAUCGAGUCAUUGAUUAUAACCUCUAGGGUUUGGUUCAUUAAAAUCAUUAAUCAAACGAUUGAGUGAAAUUUCUUUAACAUCACUCAAUGGUAAUGUAAUCUCCAAAAAUAGGUUAAGCUCUGAAGUUCCCUGCAUUUUAAAAAAGUUUUUGUUUUAAUGAAAGACAAUCAAACCUCUCCAGUUUAAGUUCUCAAGUGCUGCAAAAUUUACUAGUAAAAUUGUAUUCUUAAAUUGAAGUAGUGUCCCUGAAUUUACGUAUUGAAAUUUUGCUGAUGCAUUAAACUUAGAUAUAGAACCCCAAAAAGAUCAGGUCCAUGUUGAAGAUGAAUCCAUGGUGAGAAUACCAGGUUGUGCUUGUUCAGAUUUUACAUUGCAACCAAUUUAGGGUUCUUUGAUUUUACACUGGUUGCAGAUUUUUUGAAAAAACAGUGAAAUUUAGACAGUUGCAAUCUGUGUCUUUUUAAUUUAAAAAAAUGAUUUUUUUUUUUGAAUGGUGGCCUUAUUUAUAAGUAAUGAGGAGGUGGUCUUCACAAGAAAUGUCAACCUCCCCCCUCAAAUUAUCAAUAGCUAUCUUUACAUGCUUGUUCAAACAGUUAAGUGUGGUAAAAUUCUGGUGAAAACCAUUAAAUAUAAUGGUUUGCUUUUUAAUGGGACUCAUCACCUUUCGGCACCAAUCAAAUGAUCGUCAUAAAAAUAUUGUAAAACCAGUAUUGGCUUUAUUCCACGUGCCCUUUCUGGAAUAACUGAUUUAUUUGAAUAACUGAAGUCUUUUAUUUACUUUUAAUGGAAGGUUUGAUUGUGUUCUCAAGUAUUUCAUUUGCAUUUAUUUAUUUAUUUUUUAAGUUUACACUAGAUGAAAUGCAUUUUCAUUCAUCUGUUAAAAAGUAUUUCAAUUUGAUUUAUAUUCUAGCAUCUAAGAAAAUAGAGUUUGAUGUAUAGGCCUUUUCAACUGCAGUUAUUCCACAUUUUAAAACUCUGCGCCUUAUUGCGGCCCCGUAAUUGAGUGUAAAAUGCAAACGCAUCUUGCUGCAGAAAGUUGCAUUAGUUAAUCAUGCAUCUGUUCUGAAUCUUAUUGUGCACUACAUAGUUAAAAUUAGUUCAGUUUAGGAAUUUUUAAUCUGGUUCAGUUGCAAGAAAUGAAAACUGAAGCCAAGGAAGCCCCCCCCCCCUAAAGAGUAAGGGUGCACCCCCUAAAUAUUAUAAAGACCCCCCAAAAAGUGAAAUACACUCCUCAAAACACCCACCUAAAAAUUUCAAUGGUGCAGUCUGUGCCAUGACCCCCCCCCCCAGGAGGGCACCCCUGCCAAAGCCUUUUCUAGGUGCAUUCAUGUGAAUAAAUAUACAAGGAAUUGCUACAUUAAAAAUGAUAAAUAUCCAUGAUUCCGUGUAGCGAAAGUUUUUAUUCAGUUAUCGAACAGCAUAAAUAAAAUCUGUCAUUGAAAGAAAAAAAUCAUUUUUGUUUAUUGAAAAUGUGCUUUGAAAUAGCUGCCAUAUUUUCUACUGAGCAUUAGUAACACAUAGACAUUCUUAUAUUCUGCUGCAGUAACUUAAUAGAACAUUUAGUUUCUUUUGUAUGGCAGUCUGUAUAAUUUUAUUUUCAAACUGGGUAUUGAUAAGUUGCUAUAUCGUACGAGUAGCUUUAUUGGUGAGAGAAAACAAGAGGUAUUAACUUUCAUGAAAUGUGAAAAAUAAAUCUGGAAUAAUUGCAGAGCUAGAAAUAUUUGUUAUUGAUGUUGCAAUGAAAAUUUUUAUCCAUAGUUAGUUGCACUAUAUGGUUUUGAAGAAACCUGAAUUAUUUUUUAAAUUAGUUCAUUAAUAUGGAAAUUUGUUUGUCAGUUGAUUUAUUGAGUUUUAACUACAGUUCAUAUUAGAACUUAAAUAAUAAACUGCUUGAAAAAUAUUUCUCAACUUGACCAUUGAAUUGGCUGUAAAAAUGGACCAAAUAUCGUUCUUUCAGAAAUAUUGCAUUUAUAGAUUUUCUUUUUUUAUUUGAUUUCAAAGCUUUUUUUUUCCUUUUAAACUUUAUAUUAUUAUUUCCAGAUUUUAAAAAAAAAAUAAUUUUGUUGAGUGCAAUUGCACUGAUUUGAAUUUAAUCUCAAACUGUUCACCAAGGUAGUUACUGAAUUUUAACAAUUUCUAAUAGCUAGCUGCAUGGUUUUAAAAUAGUUACUUUAGGUGUAAUCAAUUAAUGUUAAUAUAUAUCUAUAUCAAUUGUUGUUUGUUAGUCUUUGAACAAUCAUGGGAUGAGGGGUUUUAAGUGUUUUUUGAUUCAUUCACAUAUUAAAUAGAAUCAAUGUGAUUCAUUUUUAGGAGUAUUCUGACGAAAUUUUUAUUGUAGUUAUAUCAUAUUUUUGUUGAUGAAAAUGAGUUUUUAUUUCUGCAUUUGUAAAAUGAUACAUUUCUACUCAAAUUUCAAACCAUAUACACUCUCUUGCAUUAUCUGAUACCACUGGAGAGACUGCUCAUAACUUCAAUUUUCUGAAAUAGAACUUAUGUCUAAGACCUAAUAAUUUUCAAUUUAUCCCACAAUAAAUCUUGCAUGUUUUUUUUAAUGAAAAAAGUCAUUUUUAUCUUAUACUUGUUUUAGAUGAAACGUGUGCAUAUGAGGGGUUAAAUUUUAUCUUUAGUUUGUUGCAUCUUUUUAAAUUAUGUAACAGAAAUGAGAUUUUUACUUAACAUUUGUUAUGUUUUCAUUAUUGAAUAUAGUGCUAAAAUAACAAUGUUUUAGUUUAAAUUAUCUUUUAAAUCAUAUAACAAAAAUUUGAGUUAUAACCUUAAUAAUUUUAACUUUUCUCAUCUUUGAAUAUAAUGUUAAAUUAUUAAAAUGAAAGUUUAUUCUAGUUAGUUUAAUCAAAAUAAAAUAAUACAGAACUUUUGUCUUCGUUUUUUAAAAGAUAUUUUUAUCAGCAAAAAGAUUUUGUCCUAUGGCUAUUUAAUUUGCCAAAGUUAAUGAGUUAAGUAAUGUUCUCUUAGAUUUGCAUGUCGUUUGCUUGCUACUUACCCUCUUUCGAAUAAGUGUGUGCCGUCGUGUCAGAAAAUGCAAGAUGGUUAAUUUUCAAAUCCACUAUGUGGAAUUGAAAUCGAUUGCCAGUAUUAUAUUAUAGUUUUCUCACUAUAUUGGUACAGAGUUUGAGAAUGGUUGCGUUCGCCGACCUCGACUGGUGACUAACCGCAGUGUUCUGAGAGCUACCGGUUAACUGGUUGCUACUGAUGUCGUUCUCCAUCUCCCGAUUUACUGUUUUUUAAGAUUUUCUCCGGUUUAUGCAGUUUUUUCAGUCAAUGUCGAAAUGUUUCACUUUCUUCUCAAUAGAUGGCGCCCUUUUCAAGUCUACCAAUGUCAGGGAAUAGAAUUUUUCCAAUUAAUAUCUCAUUUAGUUGAUAUUUAUUACUUUGGACUUUACACAUUGCAUGUCCAACGAAGAACAUGCUUUGCCGAAAAUUGCAGCUGAUUUCAAUCCUUUUGCAUCUUCAAAAUAUUUCAAUUAUUUUGAAAGUUUGAAGUUAUUUUAGCAUGUGCUACCCUGUACCUUCUUAUUCUAUAUUUUAUUUUCAUCAUAUAUUGAUUUUUUUUUUUCGAGUUUUUGUAAUAAAAUUUUUGUAGCUACUUUUUUGGUAGAGACUGGGGAAUGUACGAAACUUUAAGCAAAUUCACUCCUUAUUACUUGGUUUUUCCUUUGCAGUAAUCUUUCUUGCUGCUACAAAUUUGCUUACAUCUGCAAAAAAUCGCCAUUUCACUUUGAAUUUAGUAUUCAUGUUAUUUAAAAGCAUAAUUCAACAAUUCUGUUGUGAAGGUAUGUCGCUGGUGACUCACCUAUAUACCUCCAGUGGAAUCUCCUGUUUCUUUUUUCUUCGAAGGUUGGCAAGCAUGCAUUAGUAUUUUUCACCUGCAUGUUAUUCGUCUGCGCAAGUAAUCGGCGAUCAACUGAAAGCAUUCUAUGAAGCAUUGGUUGGUGAACAACCGGUUAGCAACCGCUGACGUCAUUCACCGUCAUGUGAUCAACCGACCGGUCGAGGUCGUCGAACGUAAGCAAUGUAAAAUACUUCCUUAUUAACCUUUCUUGCCCAUCUAAAGAGAAACCUUGUAUUUGCCCGAUCCACCUAAAGAUCUCACCAACUCCCUAUGCCAUCAAUCUUGUUCUGUAGCGAAAAGACCCGUCUCAAAACAUUAUGCAUUUCUAACUGUGAUUUUGGACGUACAAUUACAAUUUGUGGCCUUCUGACACAUGCACAGUACAUAUGCAUGUAUCUAGUUAUGCUAGUUAUAUAAGGUAAUAAAAAAUCAAAACAAUUUUUCCAUUUCUAAAAUUUUUUGAAGUUUUUAAUUUUUGAAAAUUUUGCAGACAAGAUUUUGUGGAGUUGGAAGAAUUGCUCUGUAAAUAUGAACAUUGGCCAGUUCAGUUCUUGUACUUAAAUUUCGAGCUUCGGUAACUAAAAGUUUUCGUAACAAUUACACUAGAAGUGAUAUUCCGUUGUUGAUAAUCUAUUGGGAGGUACGUAAGCUUAACAUUCUGUACUUAAAAGUAGUUGUAAAUAUUGAAUUUAAAAAUUGACUGUAUUGUGAAUAAUUUUAAAUCGUAAAUAAUUAAUUUUAGUCCAUCCAUUUUGUGAUUCUGAUGAUAAUUAUGAUCAGAAAAUGAAUCUCAUUUUGAACUAAAAUUUGUUGAAUUCGAUGCCAUUUGGCAAUAAAUGUAUAGGAGAUCUUGAUGAAUUGAAACAAGUGUACAUAUUAGAGUGGUGAUGAUCGAUGUCAAGUUGGUAAUAUCAGAAGUAUGAAGUAUUAUGUGUGAUUAAACGUCUUAUUAAUUUACUUUAACAGUAAAUUUAUAUGAAAAGAUUCAAAAUAGUUCAUUUUUUUUGCCCAAAAAAAUUAAAAUUGGGCAAUGUUUAAAAUGCAUUUAUAAUGUACUUAUUUUUUACUGGAAAUGGCUAUCGGUGAAAACUUUAUAAUUUUUUUUUUCACAACCUGUCGGCUGGUGUCUACAGAAUAAUUUUGACCAAUUUGUGCUAGAUUAUUGCAUACUUGAAAAAUCUCAAAUUGAAUGAUUCUGUGAUAAGUUUUAAUUUUACAUGCUAGUCUACAAUAAGUGUUUGAGUUGAAUUGUGUCAGAAUUAAGGUGUGAUAGCUGCACAAUCAAUUGUAGUUCGAUUCUCAUUGUAUUUAUUGGGUAAUGAAAAAGUACCAUGUAGACUUAAUUCCAAAAGUCGAUGUGUUGUGAUAUUAAAGAGAUAGUUCACACCAAA
Molecule: messenger RNA, 7296 nt
Organism: Uloborus diversus
Lineage: Eukaryota; Metazoa; Arthropoda; Arachnida; Araneae; Uloboridae
Product: solute carrier family 41 member 1-like
Biological process (GO): monoatomic cation transport
Cellular component (GO): plasma membrane
Molecular function (GO): monoatomic cation transmembrane transporter activity
Source: RefSeq, a predicted model, not a curated record